GGGAUGACAAAGAUAAAGUGGGGAAACUUUCAUUUCACUUGCAGUCACGCACAGACAAAGAUGAACCUUUAAGUGCGCUACCAAACACUGAGUGACUGCUGGGUAAGAUCUGAUAGGAAAUGGUGGACUCCAAGUGCAACACUGAGGAGAAGUACUGGAGUAGAGCUGGAAGAUGCUGCGAUCGCUGCCCAGCGGGAAGCUUCGUGCGAGCCGACUGCGACCACACUGGCAAAACUCAAUGUGACGACUGCAGGCGAGGGCUGUUCACGGCCACCAGAAAUAGCCUCAGUGCCUGCCGCCUGUGCAAGUCGUGCAGUGCCAGCAACAACCAGAUGACGGCGGAGCCGUGCACGGCUGACAAGGACACAGUGUGCAAGUGUGCCUCGGGCUUCUUCUGUAUCGAGGAUUCCUGUGACCACUGUAUGCCCGCGACCUCCUGUCCUCGGGGGACAGGGGUCAAGGUUCAAACAAGGCGAACCGAGGAUACGAUCUGCGCUCCGUGUGGGAAUGGAACGUACAGCAACGUGUCUGACUCCUUCUCAGCCUGCCAAACACACACAAGAUGUGACGACUUGGGUCGAGUGCUAAAAAGUGCAGGAAACUCCACCGCCGACGCGAUUUGUGGCGAGUACAAAUCUGGCUGCUCGUGGAUUUUACCUGCAGGCUUAUGGCUGGGCUUUGUGCUGAGCAUACUCGUUGUUUUGGGGCUGAUGUGCUGGAGGGCCAAACGGAAAUCAUACAAAGCAGCCAGGUCAAAUGUUUCCCUUACUGAGGUGAGGACCAUAACAGAGACUUCGCUGGAACCUGCCCUACAAACCCACAAAACGUUUGAUCAGUGCCAAAAGAGCAACGUGACGGAGGCCUGCCAGUUGACUCUGCUCAACCUGGAUGAAAGCGCCACCAUCUGUAGGACGAAACUCAGCGAGGACCUUUCACUCACCCUAAAGACCGACGGCUCGGAGCAGCUCAACGGGACCGACGCGUACCAUCGGAGCCAAUUGGAGCCGCAGGAGGACGAGUGGUGCGGGACAUGAGCGCAUCAUUGCAAAAAGAUGGCUCCAACUUCUGGAGGUUACUGCCCCCUGCUGGUUAUCUACUGCAACUUGCUGUCAUAAAUCAGAAGCUUGCCAGCACAUUCAACUCUAUAGGUAAAUCCCAUGCUACAGUUUUCCAUGCCUUUUUGUAAAAAAUACCAUUAGACUAUAUUCAAGUGAGGGUCAUUACUAGGUUGAAUAGAAAAGUAGUGCUUUGCCGUCAUCUUAUGGCAUCCGUCGGCAGUUACAAACCUUUCAUUUUCGCCAUUCUGUACUCAUCCCUAAAUGGUGUCAUAUUUUUGGGAAGCCUCUUAAAAUUAAAGCCGAGACUCCAAACUUC
Molecule: messenger RNA, 1374 nt
Organism: Syngnathus typhle (broad-nosed pipefish)
Lineage: Eukaryota; Metazoa; Chordata; Actinopteri; Syngnathiformes; Syngnathidae
Product: tumor necrosis factor receptor superfamily member 5
Exons: 8
Coding region: 120-1034 (304 amino acids)
Biological process (GO): positive regulation of blood vessel endothelial cell migration; positive regulation of B cell proliferation; response to type II interferon
Cellular component (GO): CD40 receptor complex; external side of plasma membrane; membrane
Molecular function (GO): antigen binding; CD154 receptor binding; transmembrane signaling receptor activity
Source: RefSeq, a predicted model, not a curated record